AUGGCUUCAAUUCUCAGCAUCUGCCUCCUCUUCAUCACUGUCUGCACUGCAGGUGGAUUUAGAGAAAACGUUGUGAGUCGCUGUGUGUUUACGUCUCCUGAUCCAAAGGACAUCGAGUACAUCUACUCUGCGUAUUACAACAAGAAGGAGUACAUCAGGUUCAACAGCACCGUGGGGAAGUUUGUUGGAUACACUGAGUUUGGAGUAAAGAACGCAGAACGCUGGAACAGUGGUCCAGAGCUGAGUAACAGGAGAGCUGAAAAGGAGCGAUACUGCGACCACAACGUUCCGAUCUGGUACAGUACUCCUCUGAUUACAACAGUUGAACCCACCGUCCGCCUUCACUCCACGACGCCCCCUGCUGGUCACCAUCCUGCCAUGUUGGUCUGCAGAGUCUACGACUUCUACCCCAAACAGAUCAGAGUGAGUUGGACCAGAGACGGACGUGAAGUCACCUCUGGCGUCACCACCACCGAGGAGAUGGAGGACGGGGACUGGUUCUACCAGGCCCACUCUGACCUGGAGUACACACCCAGGUCUGGAGAGAAGAUUUCCUGUGUGGUGGAACACGCCAGCCUGAAGCAGCCUCUGGUCGUGGACUGGGAGCCUUCGAUGCCUGAGUCAGAGAGAAACCAAAUCGCCAUCGGAGCCUCUGGACUGAUCCUGGGUCUGAUCUUAUCUCUGGCUGGAUUCAUCUACUACAAGAGGAAGGCCAGAGGACGGAUUCUGGUUCCCACCAACUGAUCCUUGUCUGGUUCUAAUCCUGUUCUUGGUCUUGACUUGAUUCUGGACCCAUAACUAUUAUGUGGACGAAGGUCUCCUGCCUGUGUUCAGCUCAUCAUUCAGUGCUGCCCUCUGCUGGUUUACCUGAUUAAUACAUUUAAUCAUUGUUCAGAUUUGUUCCUAAAUAAUCAGAGCUGUGAUGUCUUUGACCCAAACUAGAUUGGAUCAGGUUCUGGUAAACAUUAUGGACUCUUCAUCACCUAAAUUGUUUUUUUUCCAGCUUCUGUCCUAUCACUCACUUUGUUUUAAAUCAUGGCUGAUGCAGGUGCAUCUAUUUAGGUCUUGUAGCUUGUGCUGUUGUUGGAUUUAUGUAUUUUGAGAAAGAUUUUUCCAACCACAAUAAAAAAAUAUCAAAACAUA
This is a messenger RNA of Betta splendens (Siamese fighting fish), 1143 nucleotides long. RefSeq names its product H-2 class II histocompatibility antigen, E-S beta chain-like. Gene Ontology annotation, biological process: immune response; positive regulation of T cell activation; immunoglobulin production involved in immunoglobulin-mediated immune response. NCBI's taxonomy places the organism in Eukaryota, Metazoa, Chordata, Actinopteri, Anabantiformes, Osphronemidae. The transcript is spliced from 6 exons. Gene Ontology annotation, cellular component: membrane; MHC class II protein complex. Gene Ontology annotation, molecular function: MHC class II protein complex binding. The coding region runs from base 1 to 744 and encodes 247 amino acids. The record is from RefSeq and is a predicted model, not a curated record.